CUUCUCUCUUCUCCAUCUAGGAGGAGUCAAGGGCCACAACAAACUAACUAACCAACUCGCAACGCCUCCAAGACAAACAACCACCGCCACGCCACCCCAACUCCAAGAACCCAAGAACCCGGCCGGGAGCGCCGACCAUGGAGAUGGCGGCGGCCCACCUCCACCGCGACUUCUUCCUCUCGCCGUUGCCGUACCACCUCGCCGAGCUCCGCAUCGAUCCACCGCACUCAGCGGUCGCCUUCUCCGCGCCCGCCGCCGCCGCUGGUGGGCGCAAGCGCCGCUGCCUCGUCCCCGCCGUUUCGCCGCGCAAGAAGAUGCUGCUUGAGCUCCACCCCUUCGACUCCUCGCCCACCCCCACGCCGCCGCCCUCGCCGCGCCGGUCCCCGACCACCGCGCCGCCGUUGCUGUCGCGCAGGGGGUCCCCCGCAAGCGACUUCUCAUUCCCGUCAGCGCGCCCGUGGAUCGGCGGCGGCGGCGGAGGCAACAUCUUCGCCUUCUUCGAGGACACGCCCACGACGCCGUCUCCUACGGGCUCCAAUGUCAGCACCCUGUCGUUCAUGGCUUCUUCGGGGCAGCCGACAACGCCCACCACGGGCGUGGUCACGCCCGUGGCAUCGCCGAAGAAGCCCACGCAGGGGGCGGGGCCCACUGCCAACGGUGGUUUCAUAUUCACCGCUUCACCGGAGCAGCCGCUCACGCCAGCGAGCUCCACUGCCGGCGGCGGCUUCGCGUCCUUGUCUUCUGAGCCCUCCUUGUCGCCCAGGGAAUACCAAAGCGGCCGCGCCGAGGCGUCCUUGCUUUCCCCGAAACACGCGCGUACGGGCUCUACCGACAGCGGCGGCUUGGCGUUCUUCCCUUCUCCGGGGCCGGCCAUCGGCCACACAGGUUCUCCGGCGUUCGUCUUCUCGGCCUCGCAGACUUCGGCGCCGCCAGUGCGCAAGUCCGGCGGCGGCAGCAGCAAGAAAAGGCCGCGGCGACAGCACGGCAUCGUGAGCGCGCCCCGCAGGAACCUGCUGCAGUGGGACGUGCCGCAGCAGGCCAUUCAGCCGACGCAGAAGGUUGUCAAGACGAAUGCCUUGGUCACCGGCGAGGCCUCUCGCUCCUCCAUCCUGUCCGACUCAUCGACCAGGCCGUGCUGCAAGUUCUUCACCUCGCCGGCGAAGGCGAGCAAGCAGUCGCAGGAAGCCAGGAAGGUCUCCAGUGAGGAAUCCCACUCGACUUCGUCCUGCGGGUCGCUGGCCGGAUCGCGCAGCGCCUACGUCCCAUCGCCGGCAAAGCAGCCGUCAGCUGAGAAGACGAGCAAGCAGGAUCAAGAGGUGGAAGUGUCCAGCGUAGCCAGAGAGCGUCGCACACACGCCGAGCCAGUAGCCUGCACAGGUGCCGUGGUGAUGGUGUCCGUGACCUGCACUUGUGGUGUCCGGAAGGAGUUCUGCUUUGACCACUGCCACUGACCGAUUCUCGCCGUCAGUUUUCGCACUAUCGACGGAUCACAUUGCUCCGUUCCUUUCUGCAGUUCGAGUGACUAGCACUUUGUCAAGUCUGACCUGAAUUUAGGACAGUGGUAACUGCAUGCUAUGUGCUACUGCUAUUUGAGUUCAUAGAGCUGCAUUUAAGUCUGGAAGAGCUGUAAAGGUAUUGUGUCUCCAUUCUUUGUGUUCUGUCAUGUUGUUUGAACAGCCCGCAUUCUUGAUUGAUCGGUACAAUUCUGUUUGUUAGAAAUGUGCUUCUUUUGCAAGAUAGUCAUGUGUUUUCCUCUAGGUUUGUAUUUGCGGCAAGUGCUUGAUUUCCUUCUUUGGUUUGCUCUGUAUGCAAUAAGCUGUGCCUCUCUACUUUCAGAAGUUCUUAAAUAUUUUGUUUGUGUGUCUGUCUGCUGACAUAUCUGUAGUUCGCCGGGUGCACCCUGAGUAUCUGCACAUAGUACUUCGCUCGGUUUGAGAUAAGCUAGAUAUGAAACCAACAGUUAUAUAAGAAAACCAAAACGUCAAAGACCAAGAAAAGGAUAAUAAACUAUGAGUACUACUAUUACAGC
Lolium perenne is the source of this 2029-nucleotide messenger RNA. RefSeq lists its product as uncharacterized. The record is from RefSeq and is a predicted model, not a curated record. Lineage: Eukaryota; Viridiplantae; Streptophyta; Magnoliopsida; Poales; Poaceae.